AUGAGUGCAUUUACAUUUAGUUUUAGUUUUGGGGCAAACACUAAUAAUAGCGCUGAUAGUCAUGCAAGUUAAACCUAAAAGAACGAUAGCUAUCAAAGUGUUUCACUUUAAUAGCAAAAGCCUUAAUAGAAAGCUUCAAUCUUUCAAAAUGAUAAUCAAGAUUUAAAUGAGGAAGAUGAAUAUGCAAACCUUCAAAAUAAUAAUUAAAAGAAUCAAAAAGUCAGAACAGGGUAUGCUAAUGUUACUAAGUCAAGUGAGUAAAUUGGUAGAAACACCUCAAAUAUGGCAGUAAAGUAGCAUAAAAAGCAUUAGGUUGUAGAUGCAUAUUUUUCAAGUAAAAUUGAGGAAUUAGAGAAGACAGAAAAAGAAAAAGAGAUGCAAAAAAUGUUUGAUAAUGAAUAGGUAGUCAGCAGAGUUCUCCAGUCUUUGAGCUCGAGUAAAGAGCAAGAAUAAUAAAUGAUUGAAAACUACAGCAUAAAAUGCAAAGAGUAUGAUAAUUUGGUGCAUAUGAUGAAUUAAGCUAAAAAGAAGGUCAAAGUUUGCUAUGCCUGCAAUCGAAUGUUUGCAAGUGCCGAACAUCUUCGCAGACACGAAAAGGAAUCUUAAAUGCAUAAGGAUAAUGAAGAGAAAUUGAAAAUAGCUCAAAAUAUAUUGCUCUUGUGA
Molecule: messenger RNA, 663 nt
Organism: Stylonychia lemnae
Lineage: Eukaryota; Ciliophora; Spirotrichea; Sporadotrichida; Oxytrichidae
Source: the annotation of a GenBank genome assembly